Penicillium soppii is the source of this 2580-nucleotide messenger RNA. RefSeq names its product baculoviral IAP repeat-containing protein. Bases 1 to 2580 code for a protein of 859 amino acids. The record is from RefSeq and is a predicted model, not a curated record. The transcript is spliced from 4 exons. Lineage: Eukaryota; Fungi; Ascomycota; Eurotiomycetes; Eurotiales; Aspergillaceae.
AUGAGCUCCGAAAUGGAUACUUUUGCGGCCCGCCUAGCCAGUUUCGACAUGGUGUUGAAGCCGGAAAAGCGCAGAUCUUCAGGCACAAAAACACCAAAAGCAAUCACAUGGCCGCACCAGCGACCUUCACCGGCUGAGUUGGCGCACGCUGGAUUCUACUAUAAACCAUACGAAACAAAUCCUGACAACACAACAUGUUUCGAGUGCCACCGGGCGCUGGAUGGGUGGGAGGAAGAUGACAAUCCCAUAACAGAACAUCUCAAGCAUGCACCCGAUUGCGGAUGGGCCAUUAUGAUGGACAUCCAACAGGGCAGUUCCAACCCCGCCUCGAUUGAAGACCCUACAGGCGAUCGCAUCACACAAGCGCGACUAGCGACAUUUGGUUCCGCAUGGCCACAUGACGGGAAGCGAGGUUGGGUGUGCCAGUCAGAAAAGAUGGUCGAAGGUGGAUGGUAUUUCUGCCCAACAGAGGAAAGCAAUGACUUGGCCAGUUGUGUAUACUGCAAGCUGUCUUUGGAUGGCUGGGAGCCCAAGGACGAUCCAUUUGACGAACACUACCGUCGCUCAUCAGACUGUUCUUUCUUUGUAUUUGCCCAACCCCCAGGGAAGAAGGGCAAAGGCUCAAAAACCAAGAAGCCUCGGGUGUCUAAGGCCUCUUCUCGACUUUCCACCCAAUCCGUCGGCACAGUCACAUCUGAAGCCCCCGACAUGGAUAUGGAUGACUCAAUGGAUCAGAGUAUUUUGUCGCAAGCCACCACCAAAUCAAAAUCUACGAAGAAGACAACCAAAGGCAAAUCGAAAGCCACCAAGAACAAGAAAGAGGAGCCAACAGAGGUCGAAGACCAAGUUGAGGGCGAAAUCGAAGAAGUUGCUCAGCCAGAGCCUGCAAAGACCAAGCGUGUCGGCAGAGGGAAGAAGCGAGUCAGCGAAGAUAUCAAGGAUGAACCGGAGCCGGUUUAUUCAGAAGAGAAAGAGCGACCACAGCCACCUGCAGAACCUCCAGCGAAAAGACGAGCAACGAAAACACGGAGCAGUAGCAUUGCUCGCAACUACGAUUAUGAACACUGUGAUUAUGUGAUGGCGGAUGCAGAGCCUAGAGAUGAGGUGGUCUCGGAUGAAGAACACAAGAGGGGUCGCAAGCCUACAAAGAAGAGCGCGUCUAAAUCUCGCAAGGUCUCUGGUGUGUCUGCUACUUCAAAAGCCCAACCAAAAGCCCGGGUACCCCGUGACUCGGAGAUUGAUGCAGAGAUUGAAGCAGGCCUGGAGGAAGAUAUUCCUGAGCCUGCUGAGCCAGAGGCUGUGUCUGUACCAGAACAGUCACCGGUAUCAAAGAAGACAAAGUCAAACAAAAAGUCCAAAAUUGUGACUCAAUCUCCUGAGCCUACUAUGCAGGAUCAGGUAGAUGAUGCCGAUGCCCAUAAGUCAGAUCCAAACGAUCCCGUGGAAACCAUUGAUGACAUACUUGAAGUGCCAGCCCCCAAGGUCAAGACGGCGAAAGUACCCAAGAAAAAAGGAGCAAAGAAAACAAAGGCCGAGGAGCCGAUUAAACCGGAAUCACCAGAGGGUCGGCGAUCAUUAAACGCCCUGGUCGCAGAUGAUGGAGAUGAGCCCGAGCGUUAUGAAUCCUCCAUAUCUGUUGAAAUUAUGGACAAGCAGGCUGAGCGAGCGCCAGUGGCCGAAGAACCGGCGGUGAAGGCUGAGACUAAAAAGAGCUCCAAGAAGAAGGAAGCCACCUCGACCAAAGAAAAGAAGCCCAAGAAAUCAGAAAAAAAGGCAGAGGCAACUCCGGUUCCUGUGCCACCAGUCGAAGAGCAUUAUGACGCCGAAUCGACAAUUGAUGAACAAGACGACGAGUUUGAAGAUGCGGAUGAUCUGCCUGAUCAGCUUCAGCUGGUCAAACCUCAACAGCUCUCUCCACCUCCUCAACCGCUCUCGUCUGAGCCACAUUCGUCACAUCGCAAGACGCCCAGCUUGCCGCCAAAGACCACCAAGCGGUAUAGCGAUAUUCCCCAAGAGGAGCAUUUUGCAGAGAGUUUUGCUAGUCAAAGCUCACCCAAUGAAAUCCGCGAGCCUCGGCGAACAUCUAAACGGUCUGACCGUGCAGUCUCGCCCCUCCCAUCAACCCACCGAAGUACGCCCUCACCAUCCCCGCAAUCAUCGGAUGCGGAGAACCGGCCCCCAUCGUCACGGCCUACGGCAUCGCGUCCGCCAGCUCAGUCUACACCCAAACACCCCGAGUUCCGAGCCCCUAUGGCAAAUAACACUCCAUCACCAUCUAAGCGCAAUGCCAAUCCUGGGUUUGGGCCUUCAGGCCAACCAUGGACACCUGUGGAUAUUGAUGAAGCGCUCUUUGGAGAAGCCAGCGAUAAGGAGAAUGCUGAUCUGUCUGGGCUCUUCAAGGGUAUGAAAGGUGGAUUGACCAGCCCGGAGAAGAAAAUGACAGUUCAAGAAUGGAUCGCGUGGAAUGCAAAGAACGGCGAAGAACGAUUGAAGAGAGAAUGUGAACGACUUGUCGGUCAAUUUGAGAAGGAGGGCGGCCGGGCCAUGCAGCGGCUCGAAGCCAUCGAGUGCAUUGACUAG